AUGGCUUUUGCACGUCAUCUACCAGUUGAUAUGUCUCUUUUGCGUCUCCAAGACAAGCACGUGGUUAAGGCAAUUUGGGAAGGAACUGAAAGAGUUCUUCGACCGAGAAGACAUGCAAUAUGGAUAUCAAAGCAUUUCGACGAGCUCGACGAAAGAGUGAUGAACAUCCUACAAGCAGCCAAAUUUGACCAUAUUUUAAAAGUAUCAAAUAUGGAAAUAAAUCACGUACUAGUGACUGCUUUUGUGGAAAGGUGUAGAAUUGAGACUCAUACUUUCCACUUCCCUCUAGGAGAAAGUACAAUAACACUGGAAGACGUCGCACUCCAACUCGGUCUUCCGAUUGAAGGUAAUGUUGUGANUGGCAUCAGUAGUGGACCUCUACAUUUAUUUUGUGAACAACUACUAGGACAUGUUCCUCCAGAAAAUANUGUGAGAGGCAACAGAAUCAAAUUGUCGUGGCUGAAUAAUACGUUUCGCCAAUUACCUUAUGAUGCCACAGAUGAGGUUGUUCAACAAUACGCUAGAGCAUACAUGUUGAUCGUGAUUGGCAGCAUACUAAUGCCAGAUACAUCUGCGAGUAUGGUACAUUUGAUGUAUCUUCCACUUUUAGCUGACUUGGACAACGUUAGAAGCUAUAGUUGGGCAUCUGCAGCUCUUUCCUGCUUGUAUCGUGCCCUUGAUCAUGGUACAAGACUCGAUCAGGACAAUAUCGGAGGCUGCAUGAUAUUGUUACAGUCUUGGGCAUGGGAAAGAAUAACAUGUCUUUCUCCGCAAAUACACGAGGUUACUCAGCAAGACAUCUCCGCCGGUACUGUUUUCCCAUUGGCGAAAAAAUGGUGUCGAACUACACAAACAAGACGGCACGACACCGCAACAGUACAAGAAUUUCGUCAAAAAUUGGAUGACCUUUCACCGAAACAGUUUUUAUGGACGCCAUAUAGACGGAAUGAAAUUCGUCAAAUUAUUCUAGUCCAACUCCCCCCCACUUGUCGAGCACUUGUGCCUCUAAUAUGUUUCUCAGUUGUAGAAUUCCACCAGUCAGACCGUGUGGUGCGUCAAUUCGAAUUUCGACAACCUGUACCGCAACCACCGCUAAAUCUCGAUGAGGUUCAUAAAUUAGAUAUAAGAGGACGAGCAGACUGGGAUUGGCAAGACCACCAUCAACAGUGGAUUGCUUUAUGGAAUGACCGACACAAUCGUAUCUUUACCGGUGUUGCAUUCAACAGAAAUGGUCACUUGCGUGACGAUUCAGAGUAUAUGCAAUGGUACAUAAGUCAUAUUAUCCGAACAAGGAGGCAACGAGUUGCUCUCCAUCUCCCAGCCGACGCAUCCCAAGGCCACCAUCUCCACCACUGCUACAAGCUGCCGGGAGUCGUGGUCAAAGGCGUCAUCGAAGACGCCGUUCGUGCUAGAGCCGUCGCCGGUCACCGGAAGGACUCUUCCCCCCUCUUUUCUUCUUCGCGCGCGAGAGAAGUAUUCUCGCCUCUCCGCGUCACGUCGCCAUCGCCGGUGACCGCAAGGGCUCUCUCCUCUUCUUACCUUCUCCGCACAGCAGCUCUGACUGGCACUGCUUAA
Messenger RNA from Vigna radiata var. radiata (mung bean), 1575 nucleotides. Its product is annotated as protein MAIN-LIKE 1-like. Lineage: Eukaryota; Viridiplantae; Streptophyta; Magnoliopsida; Fabales; Fabaceae. The record is from RefSeq and is a predicted model, not a curated record. Gene Ontology annotation, biological process: meristem development; meristem maintenance. The transcript has 3 exons. The coding region runs from base 1 to 1575 and encodes 524 amino acids.